Stomoxys calcitrans (stable fly) is the source of this 3712-nucleotide messenger RNA. RefSeq lists its product as uncharacterized. Gene Ontology annotation, molecular function: cell adhesion molecule binding. Lineage: Eukaryota; Metazoa; Arthropoda; Insecta; Diptera; Muscidae. The coding region runs from base 35 to 3334 and encodes 1099 amino acids. The record is from RefSeq and is a predicted model, not a curated record. Gene Ontology annotation, biological process: cell-cell adhesion. The transcript is spliced from 3 exons. Gene Ontology annotation, cellular component: cell-cell junction.
CGCCAAGUUGGAUUGUCGCGUCGAUGCGAAGCCCAUGGUCUCGAAUGUUCGUUGGACUCGCAAUGGCCAGUAUGUCAGCACCACACCCACACAUACGAUUUAUCGUGUCAGUCGCCACCACGCUGGUAAAUAUACCUGCACUGCCGACAAUGGACUGGGUAAAACAGGCGAAAAAGAUUUGGUCUUAGAUGUGCUCUAUCCACCCAUUGUGGUCAUUGAGACCAAAACACAUGAGGCCGAAGAGGGUGAAACUGUUGUGGUGCGAUGUAAUGUAACUGCAAAUCCAUCGCCUGUCACUAUCGAGUGGCUCAAAGAAGGGGCUCCAGAUUUUCGCUUUACUGGCGAGCAACUAACAUUGGUUUCGGUGAGAGCGGAGCAUGCCGGGAAUUACAUCUGCAGAGCGGUGAACUUGAUGCAACCCUAUGGCACAAAACGAGUUGAGGGAGUGGGCAAUUCCACUGUGGCUUUGCUGGUGCGCCACCGACCCGGUCAGGCCUACAUCACGCCCAAUAAGCCAGUGGUGCAUGUGGGAAAUGGUGUAACCUUGAGUUGUUCAGCUAGCCCUCCAGGUUGGCCUGUGCCGCAGUAUCGUUGGUUCCGUGACAUGGAGGGCGAGUUUAGCAACACGCAGAAAAUUUUAGCCCAAGGACCCCAGUAUUCCAUUCCCAAGGCUCACUUGGGCAGUGAGGGCAAAUAUCAUUGUCAUGCCGUCAAUGAAUUGGGCAUGGGGAAAAUGGCCACCAUUACCUUGGAGGUACAUCAGCCUCCACAAUUCAUAGCCAAACUGCAGCAGCAUAUGACACGCCGCGUUGGCGACUUGGAUUAUGCUGUGACGUGUAGCGCAAAAGCCAAGCCGGCUCCCAUUAUCCGAUGGAUAAAAGAUGGAACGGAGGUAUUGCCCGGUCGCAAAAUGUUCGAGAUACGAACAACUCCAACUGAGACUUCCAAUGGCGUGGUCACUGUACAGAGUAUUUUGAAGUUUCGAGGGAAAGGACGUCCCACCGGCAAUCAACUGGUUCCCUCGGACCGUGGCCUAUACACAUGCCUGUAUGAAAACGAAGUCAACUCGGCCAACUCGAGCAUGCAUCUGCGCAUAGAACACGAACCCAUCGUCCUGCACCAAUACAACAAAGUGGCGUAUGAUGUGCGUGAAUCAGCUGAAGUGCAGUGCAAAGUCCAAGCUUAUCCCAAACCAGAAUUUCAAUGGCAAUUCGGAAACAAUCCCUCCCCUCUGACCAUGUCCUCUGAUGGCCACUAUGAAAUCAGCACCAGAGUCGACAACAAUGACAUCUACACAUCAAUUUUAAGAAUAAAUCACCUAUCGCACUCCGAUUACGGCGACUACUCUUGUCGAGCGGUAAAUCCACUCGACACCAUACGAACACAGAUACGUCUUCAGCCCAAAGGUCCGCCGGAGAGGCCUACAUCUCUAAAGGUAUUAGAAACAUCGCACAACUUUGUCAUUAUCAGCUGGAUACCGGGAUUCAAUGGCGGCAUGAUGAGCACAAAGUUUCUGGUAACCUAUCGUCGAGUACCCACCCCCAAAGAACAGCUGCUCUCCGAUUGUAGCGCUGUCCAUAGCUAUGUCUUCUCCGGUGGGAUGGGCUCGCCUGAGUGGUUGGAAUUUGACUGUUUUCGGGACAAUCCUUGCAAGGUAACCCCGUUGGAUCAACAUCAAAGUUAUAUGUUCAAGAUAUAUGCCCUCAAUGCGAAAGGCAGUUCGGGUUACUCAAACGAAGUGCAGGCCACCACAAAGGUGAGCAAAAUACCACCACCGCUGCAUGUGACCUACGAUCCUAAUUCACAUGUAGUGGGCAUUAACAUAGCCGCCACCUGCUUGUCUCUAAUUGCAAUCGUCGAAUCGCUAGUAAAUCGUGAGUCACCCAUGGCAACUUGGGAAGUUGUUGACAACAUAUCCUUGUUGCCUUCGGGCAAAGAGGCAACCUUCAGGGAGACCACAAUUAAUCACAUUGUCCAGAGACCUCAUUACAGCAUAUCGGGGCAUCGAACGGCUGUGGGACAUGCAGAGGAUAUGACGCUUGCUUUGGCCGAAAACAAGCAAGCAAGUCCAGCGGUGCGUGUAAAAUUGUGUUUGCACUCCAACCGCGACCACUGCGGCGAAUAUGCGAAUGCUGAGAUUGGAAAAUCAUAUCUACCCGAGAAGUCAACCCUGACUACAUCUGCGAUUGUGGCCAUAGUUAUAGCGUCUGUAACAUUUCUGCUCUUUGCAGCAUUCACAAUAAUGCUGUGUCGCUGCAGGCGUUCGGCAACGGCUACAAAGAAGUCAACAAAUACGGCUGCCAAAGAAUAUGACCUAGAUUCGGGACGGCCAUCGAUUGUGGCCCAAACUAGUGGCCAACAACAGCAGCCACCACCACCGCCCUACUAUCCAACGGGCAGCUUAGAUAGUAAAACACUUGACACGCAUGCCAUGGAACUGACACUAACGGCCGUCCACGAUCCCGACGACCAACUGCAUCACCAGCAACAACAACAACAAGUGCAGCACCAACAACAUCACCAGCAACAACAAAACUCAACGACUAACUCUUCUCUUUAUGGGAGUCAAAAUGGUUACGGUUAUCACAUGACAAGUGCCAUCGGUGUUGAAGGGGACAGCUAUCAAGUGAUACCAUCAUCCGGCCUACACACAUUAACAGGCGGUCCAGAGUGGUCUUCUCUUCACUAUCCCUCAUCUGAGAACAAUUACACGAAUUCCAGCAGUAUUUGUGCUAGUAUUGGCAGUAAUCAGGACACACUGUGGCGAAUGAAAAUGUCAGCGGCUGCCGCAGCAAAUGCAGCCUCCAUGCAACAACAGCAGCAGCAACAUCCUUCGACACAGAUUUACAUUGAAAGAACACCGUCCGCAUUCAGCAGCUGUGGCAGUGGUGGUGGUGGUGUUGGCAUUGGUGCUGAUCCACUAACGCAAUAUGUCGUCGACUACGUCGGAUUUCCGGUGCCACCACCACCACACAUAACAUCAGUUACUGCUUCCGGAAGUCAACACAGUUUUCAAAGUGGCAGCAGCCACAAUGUGCCAAGUUUAAGUGCUGCUACUGCAUCCUCCCAGUCCAGCACCACUACCAAUUCCACAAGCUCAACCACCACACCCAUUGCAACCGGUGCAUCGAACAACUGCACCACUCUUCAAAGGCAAGAGAAGAAGCAACUCAAGGAUUCAUCGAAUCAGCCGGCAAUAGCAUCACAACGUUAUGGCACCCUAAAGAAAUCAACCAAGCAUCACUCCCAACACACAGCCGCGGGAGCAACAACGCAAACAUCCAUGGACCACAGCCAGCUGGGUAAGUGGACAAAGCCGAAAUCUAAAAAUUGAAGAAGUGCUCCACUCCUGUGAUGGUCAAAAUGUAUCAACCCAACUCCCCAAUAAACCACCACAGCCGCAAUCCAUCGCUGGCGAGGGGAAUCGACCAGCAGUGGCAUUUCAACCCUCCGCCAAUGGCGGCUCCGUUCAUGUUUCACUUCACUUAUUAAUAAUUAAGUUACCGAUGCGGAUUCAGAUUGGAAUAUUUGUUUUAAUUUUUUAUCGAUUUCCUUGGCUUUUAUUUAAUUCGCACAAGAAUAUUUGCUGAGUUACGAAAUUUUAAUUGAAAACAUAUUUUUUCAACUCCAUUAAUGGGGCGAUAGGCAACUAAAGGCGAACGCUUUAGUUGCUUUGGCUGUGCAUUUUUUACUCGAUGGCAACAUAAAUCAU